Molecule: messenger RNA, 3290 nt
Organism: Orycteropus afer afer
Lineage: Eukaryota; Metazoa; Chordata; Mammalia; Tubulidentata; Orycteropodidae
Gene: MAP3K14
Product: mitogen-activated protein kinase kinase kinase 14
Biological process (GO): protein phosphorylation; positive regulation of canonical NF-kappaB signal transduction
Molecular function (GO): ATP binding; protein serine/threonine kinase activity
Source: RefSeq, a predicted model, not a curated record
GGGGCGACCGUGGGCUGGGUGCUCAGCGGUCGGUGAUCGGCGGCGGGAGAUCGUGGGAGAAGGGAGCACGACACUCGCUGGCUGGGGAGAUCGGCGCUCGGCCGGGUGAGCGUGAGCCUGGGAGAUGGCCGUGAUGGAAAUGGUCUGUCCAGGCACUCCUGGCUCAGCAGUUGGGCAGCAGAAGGAGCUCGCCAAAGCCAAGGAGAAGGCACAGACGUUGGGGAAGAAUCAAAGCUCCGUGUGCAAGCUUGAGGCCUCAGAGAAGAGCCCCGUGUUCUGUGGAAAGUGGGAGAUCCUGAACGACGUGAUUACCAAAGGCACAGCCAAGGAAGGCUCUGAGGGAGGGCUGGCUGCCAUCUCCAUCAUUGCCCAGGCUGAAUGUGAGAAUAGCCAGGAAUUCAGUCCCACCUUUUCAGAACGAAUUUUCAUCGCUGGGUCAAAACAGUACAGCCAGUCUGAUAGUCUUGAUCAAAUCCCCAACAAUGUGGCCCAUGCAACCGAGGGCAAAAUGGCCCCUGUAUGUUGGAAGGGAAAGCGUCGCAGCAAAGCCCGGAAGAAACGGAAGAAGAAGAACUGCAAGGCCCUAGCUCAGGCAGGAGUGGCCUUGCCCAAACCCCUCCCCAGGACCCCUGAGCAGGAGAGCUGCACAGUCCCGGUGCAGGAAGAUGAGUCUCCGCUAGGCUCCUCCUAUGUUAGAAACACCCCUCAGUUCAUCAAGCCUCUGAAGGAGCCAAGCCUUGGCCAGCUACGUUUUAAGAAACUCAGGGAAGGCCUACGGCCAGCACUUCCUCGAUCAGAACUUCACAAGCUGAUCAGCCCCCUGCAGUGCCUGAACCAUGUGUGGAAACUCCACCACCCCCAGGAUAUGGGCCCCCUGCCCCAACAUGCUCACCCUUUCCCCUACAGCAGACUGCCCCAUCCCUUUCCAUUCCACCCUUUCCAGCCCUGGAAACCUCACCCCCUAGAGUCCUUCCUGAGCAAACUAGCAUGUGUAGAUAGCCAGCAUCCCCUGCCUGACCCACACCUGGGCAAACUGGCAUAUGCAGACAGUCAGAAGCCCCUGCCUGGCCCACACCUGGCACCCAGCUGCCCACCACGUGGCACCUGUGAGAAGUUUUCUGUGGAGGAAUACCUGGUGCAUGCUCUGCAGGGCAGUGUGAGCUCAGGCCAGGCCCACAGCCUGGCCAGCCUGGCCAAGACCUGGUCAGCAAGGAGCCCCAGGCUGCGAGGGCCCAGCCCUGAAACUGAGGAAAGUGAGGGCGUCCUACUUAAUGAGAAACUCAAGCCGGUGGAUUAUGAGUACCGAGAGGGGGUCCACUGGGCCACACACCUGCCCCACCUGGGCAGAGGCUCCUUUGGAGAAGUGCACAGGAUGGAGGACAAGCAGACUGGCUUCCAGUGUGCUGUGAAAAAGGUACGGAUCGAAGUGUUUCGGGCAGAGGAGUUGGUGGCCUGCGCAGGAUUGACCUCACCCAGAAUUGUCCCUUUGUAUGGUGCUGUGAAGGAAGGUCCUUGGGUCAGCGUCUUCAUGGAACUGCUAGAAGGUGGCUCACUAGGCCAGCUCAUCAAGCAGAAGGGAUGUCUGCCAGAGGACCGGGCCCUGUACUACCUAGGCCAGGCCUUGGAGGGACUGGAAUACCUGCACACACGAAGGAUUCUGCACGGAGAUGUUAAAGCUGACAAUCUGCUCCUGUCCAGUGAUGGGAGCCGUGCAGCCCUCUGCGACUUUGGCCAUGCUGUGUGCCUUCAACCUGAUGGCCUGGGGAAGACAUUGCUAACAGGGGACUACAUCCCUGGCACAGAGACCCACAUGGCUCCAGAGGUGGUGCUGGGCAAGCCCUGUGACACUAAGGUAGACAUCUGGAGCAGCUGCUGCAUGAUGCUGCACAUGCUCAAUGGCUGCCACCCUUGGACUCAGUACUUCCUGGGGCCACUCUUUCUCAAGAUUGCCAGUGAGCCCCCGCCUGUGAGGGAGAUCCCACCUUCCUGCGCCCCUCUCACGACCCAGGCCAUCCAAGAGGGGCUGAGGAAAGAGCCCCUCCACAGAGCGUCUGCAAUGGAGCUCGGAGGCAAGGUCAGCCUGGCCCUGCAGCAAGUGGGAGGUCUGACGAGUCCUUGGAGAGGAGAAUAUAAGGAACCAAGACAUUUGCCACCAACCCAAACAAACUGUCACCAGACCCUACGCACCCAGCCAAGGGAACUCAUUCCAGGGGCCCUGGGGCCCCAGCCAGCGAAGGACACAGUGGGCGGAGCUCCGGAGCUCCAGCCUCCUCUACCACCAGAUCCCCCAGAGCGGAACAAGUCUCCAGGACUGAACUUGAGCAAGGAGGAGUCUGGGACAUGGGAACCCUUGCCUCUGUCCUCCCUGGAACCAGCCCCUCCCAAAAGCCCCAGCUCACCAGAGCGCAGAGUGACCUUCCCUGAGCAGGAGCUGCAGCAGCUGGAAAUAGAAUUACUUCUCAACAGCCUAUCCCAGCCAUUCUCUCUGGAGGAGCAAGAGCAGAUCCUGUCCUGCCUCAGUGUCGACAGCCUUUCCCUGUCGGAUGACAGCGAGAAGAACCCAUCAAAGGCCUCCCAGAGCUCGCGGGAUACCCUGAGCUCCGGCGUGCACUCAUGGGGCAGCCAGGCCGAGGCUCGCAGCUCCAGCUGGAACACGGUGCUGGCCCGGGGGCGGCCCACAGACACCCCGAGCCAUUUCAACGGUGUGAAAGUCCAGAUACAGUCCCUCAAUGGCGAACAUCUGCACAUCCGGGAUUUCCACCGGGUCAAGGUGGGAGACAUCGCAACCGGCAUCAGCAGCCAGAUUCCAGCCUCAGCCUUCAGCUUGGUGACCAAGGAUGGCCAGCCCGUGCGCUAUGACAUGGAGGUGCCAGACUCAGGCAUUGACCUACAGUGCACCCUGGCCCCUGAUGGCAGCUUCGCCUGGAGCUGGAGGGUCAAGCAUGGCCAGCUGGAGAACAGGCCCUAGCCCUGCCUUCCACUGCUCUGCUCUGCCGAAACCACCUGCCUUCUCAGCAGCUAGAUGCUGCCCAUGAGACACAGGCUAAGCCUGCUCCCCUGGCUCAUCAGUGGGACCAGGGUCUGGCAGCAGCAAAGUGGGACUAACAAACCCCACCCAGGAUUUCCUGCCUGCGUCCCGCCAGACCCCACCAAGAGAACACUGCCCACGAGAGGAGGAGGAGAAGGAAAGCAUGCAAGCUCUUCCAGCCAGGAAUGAAGAGCGUCUUCUCUGCUCUCAGCCUAACAAGCAGGCCUGUUCCGUUUGGAUCAGCGAGCCCUUGCUGGCAGUC